Calliphora vicina (urban bluebottle blowfly) is the source of this 2107-nucleotide messenger RNA. It is a transcript of the gene Sse, whose product is annotated as separase. NCBI's taxonomy places the organism in Eukaryota, Metazoa, Arthropoda, Insecta, Diptera, Calliphoridae. The coding region runs from base 22 to 1947 and encodes 641 amino acids. Gene Ontology annotation, cellular component: centrosome; cytoplasm; mitotic spindle. The record is from RefSeq and is a predicted model, not a curated record. Gene Ontology annotation, biological process: meiotic chromosome separation; proteolysis. Gene Ontology annotation, molecular function: cysteine-type endopeptidase activity. The transcript is spliced from 11 exons.
GUUUAUAGUUUUUUCUUUAUAAUGGAUGAACAAUUCUUGCAAUUUUUAGUAAAAGAUGGUAUAUCCACAAAUAUUGGUCCCAAUACAAAAGAAAUUCUUUUGCAACAGGCUGAAAGUGAAUAUUACAAUGGAAACAUAUCUUCAUCAAUAUUUUAUCAAACCUACUCCCUGUACCAAUCAUCGCAAGAACGUUACAACCAGACCUCGGGAAAUCCUAAAACGGCAUCCGUGGAAACUUUAAUGGCUGAAAUGAAUGCUAAAGAAAUUUCUGAAUUUAAAGAUAAUUUACUUAUGCAAUAUGUUUGUAAAUCCCUUAAUAAAAUGUCCAAAAAAACCGAAACAAGACAUGAAGAAGAGGAAGCUUCUAAUAGUCUGGAAAGUUGCAAUUUUCUUAAAGAUAUUUCAAGUCCCUUGGAUGGCAUAACUAAAUUAGUAGAAAUUUGUCAGCAAUUUCCUCAAGAAUGGACUAUUAUGCAAUUGUGUAAAGGUCCCAGAACCGAAACCACCUACUCGAUAUUUCCUAAAAUUCAUGAAAGUGAUGCUGCCAUAUAUAUGACCUUAAUGAAACAUGCGCGUAGUCUGGAAUAUGGUUCCCCAAUAUGCUUGCGUUUUUCUAAUGAUGACCAAAAGAAACUCUAUGAAAGUUUCGGCUGCAUUGUCAAUCGUUUCAAACAAUGUGUAAAAAUUGAUCCGAAAGAAGUUAAUACCUCAGAGGCUAAACGAUUUUAUUGGUCCUUAUUGGGAGAACUUAAUGAUUUUAUAGCAACAGCUUGUGAGGAUCUGUGCAAUUUUUUCUAUCCCUGGACAUUUUUAUUUACUGGUCUGCCCUUUUCAAGAGACGCCCAAAUUACAGCACGUCUACGUUGGUCUUUAGUUGAUGAAUUUUGUGAUUUGUACAAGUGGGAGAACGAUGCUAGGGUGUUACUAUCUCUGGCUGCUGCUAAUGCAGACUCUUUAGAUGCAUUGCAAAUAGAGAGCAUUUGUUCUAUACUCACUACGAAUACCAAAGAGCAAGCUGUUGCCAGCGAUAUGCUUAAAAAAAUGCAAUCAAAAAAUGAUAGUGACAAUAAGAAUGGAAUGAAAAAUUAUCCAUGUAUCUUAAUUGUUGAUGAGCGUCUGGAUCAUUUCUUCUGGGAGGAAAUCAAUGUACAACAGGAAUUCACACGUCUAAAUUCAAUACAAUGCCUAUUUCGUUUAUAUCAUUACUAUAAAUCGGACAUACGACGCGGAUAUUUGUGUGUCGAUAUAACAGAUGGUGGUUGUCUACUUAAUCCAGAUAAAAAUUUACCCAAAAUGGAGUCACGUAUGGUUAGUUUCUUUGAAUAUUGGACACCGCAUUGGACAAUGUUAGUGGGACAACGACCGACCCAAGAUGAACUCUUCAAUAAGUAUUUAAGUCGUAGUUGUUAUGUCUAUGCUGGUCAUGGUUCUGGUUUACAAUAUAUAAAUGGACGUAAAAUUACCAAACAUCAAAUGCAUUGUGUGGUUUUUUUAUUUGGUUGUGAUUCUUCACGUCUACAUUCAAGUGGCCUGUAUAGCGAAUUAGUAGGUCCUCAUUUGUACUAUCAGGCAGCAAUGUGUCCUGCGUUAGUUGGCACUUUAAUGCCUGGCCUAGAUUGUAACAUGGAUAAGAUAGCCACGGAAAUACUUAGUCGUUGGAUAGCACCCAAAUCUACAAAUGUUUUGCCCUGGAAUGAAAUUGAUGAAAAGGCCUGGAUAAAAACAUUUAUCAUUCAACCCAAAACAUCGUCGAGUGCAGGUGAAAAGAAAACUCCACCAUCUGUGGCCACCACACCCAAUUACAAUGUGGGUAGUUUGUGUGCCAUAUUAGCCAGAGUUCAUCAGCGUUUUUGUGAACCAAAACUGUAUAAUACCGUGCCCUACGUUUGUCGUGGUCUCCCAGUCUGGAAUUGUAAUGUAGAACCACUACCUUCUAACUCUACUUGAAAUAAAAGCCAAAUAAUAAUAAUUGUAUUAAAUGUGUGCAGUUUUUUUAAUAUGUAAGUCAUUAAAAUUUUUCUAUAUAUUUUAAAUUUAGAAGAAUUAUGAAUGAAUACGUUUAGAAUUAGAGAGAUACUUUUUAUUUUAAUAAAUUAAUUAAACCAUA